ACUUACGCUUUGGGUGGGGAUAAAGCUCCUGAUGUCUUGUCGUUUUUCUGGUGGCAUGAUAUCUGCAAAGUACAAAACGUGUUGGCAUGGAAAAAAUACUUUAUGUAUGCUGUGCCAUGCAGGCAAUAGAGGAAAGGGAGUAAAGUCAUCUGAAAGACUAAAUUUUUCGCCCAUGCUUGAGGUAUGGACUGACAGCCUUGAUAACUUAGUUACCAUUGUCAGCCGAUCAGCCCUCGCCUCUGUGUCUGUACUCUACACUGGCAGCUCGAUAUUUGCAUGUAAGGUGAGCCUUCUGAUAGCCCCUCCCUUUCAACCAGUGAAAUGCUAGCAUGCCUAAAUCCUGGAGCUUCUGGGAGAGUAUGCUAUGGAAUUUACAUGACUUCACUCCAAAGAUAAUGCGAAGGAGUUCGCACAAAUAUUGGUAGGGACAAUUCUGCGCUCCCAAAAUAUUGGUAGGGACAUGUCCCUACCGUCCAUAUGCAAACCUACGCCCUUGGUGCCAACAAUUACCAGUAGAGAACCACAGGGACAAUUAGUUUCCAUUAAAACCAGUACAAUUCCCAUUAUAACCAUUAAAACCAUUACAAAUUCUGUGAGGGUUUCUAUUGUUUGUUUGUUUGUUAUUCAGCAGGCCUGUCUAGUUGAAGUGCACUGUCCUGUGUAUCCAUUGUAUUGUUUGCACUCAUCUCACUCUGUUGUGCAUUUUGCACUUUAUGUAGUUUUGUAUAAAUGUGUAUUGUGCCACUGUAUUGUUAUGUGCUGAACCAUGGUCCUGGGGAAAUGGCAUUUCAGUUCGAUAUAUUCAAGCUAUAUGCUGUAGAGGGAUGACAGUAAAAAUCACUUGACCGUUUGGUUACUCCAGUGUACCUGUAGCUGUAGGAAGAACAGAGAGAUGUUAGAGAUGAUACACAGACUGAGUCACUAAACAGUCAAGCUCCAAGUAAUCCAAUGCUGUAAUAAUAGUAGUGAUACAUAUGGAAAGAACAUGGCAAAACAGAGCACCUACACAGAUAUAUAAGGUUAAGUCAGGGGCGUAGUGCUGGGGUAAUACUGUUUCAGGGCGACGUGUGUUCAGAAUAAGAGUAUUAAUACUCAGCUAAUCACAGAAGGGAUUCUGCGACUGAAUAAUGUCCACACUGGGAUUUAAGCUUUGGGUAUGAGUGGUGCAACCGGGUGGAGACGGCCAAUGUUGUGGCUUUUGCUGCGCAACAAGUAGGAGUGUAGAGCGCAUGCGCGGCGCUCAGUAAACCGCUACGACCGACAGGAGAGCAGAGCCGCUUGCGCGCGGAAACCCUCGCCGCUUGAUGUUUGUCAGUUGUUUCCGGUUGUCUGAGCAUCCAGGACAAACAGCGAAGAAGUCAGGUUUGUCUUCUGCAUGAUGGACUGACCCUCCUCUGUUGGCAGUGUGUAUCCACUUUCUGCUGUAGUGUGUGUGACUGAGUGUGUGAGUGACGUGUGCUCCAUGGUGACCCAUGGGCCGCUCUCCCAUCAGCCUGUCCACACUGAAGCUGGGGAGGUUAAAGGUCAUCCGCAGGCAGCUGCUUCAGCACUACGAGCACCAGCCCUUUGUCUCCUGCCUGGCUGGACUCUAUGGCUGCCAGUGGAGGCGCUAUCAGAGGGCCAGAGCCCAACCUGGGGAGUGCUGCUGUAGCAGGUUGGAGUGUGCUAGUUUUCUCCUCCUCCUCAUCACAUUUUUCCUGACACUGGUGUUCCUGUAUUUCUGGAGUCAGGCUCAGAAUGACUACGAUGAUUUUGAUUGGUUUAACUUUGGGAAUAUGGGCUUCUGGUUUCCCUGGUCAGUGGUGCUGCUGGUGGUGGCGGCGUCACUUUUCACCUACAUCGCCCUCCUGCUGGUCUUAGCGGUGUGUCUUCUCUCUGAAGGACAGAGACUUUAUCUGCACUGGAGCCACAAAAUUGGUAUUCUGGUGACCCUGACAUUCUCUGUCAGUGCCACAGCUGUACUCUCGGAUCUAUGGAGCAAAGAGUGGCAGACCCUCCUCCUGUCCUUUCAGGUCACAGCACCUUUUCUGCAUGUGGGUGGAGUCUCACUCAUGGCUCUCCUGUCUUGGCCAAUAGCCUUACACUUCUUUCGAAUGAAUAAAAGAGUGAGGCAGGUGGCCAUCCUGGGCUCAUACCUGGCUGUGCUCUUUGCCUUGUACCUGGUCCCUCUGGGCAUGUAUUCCCCCUGCAUUAAAGAAGAGGGCACACUGGGUCCAGCACCCAUCCUCAUCGGGCACAGAGGAGCUCCCAUGGUCGCACCAGAGAACACACAGCUGUCUUUCCAGAAAGCUGUGGAGGCUGGAGGAGAGGGCCUAGAGACUGAUGUCACUAUUAGCUAUGACGGUGUCCCAUUCCUCAUGCACGACAGCACACUGAGGAGAACAACUGACGUACGCAAGGUGUUUUCCAACCGAACUAACACUCCAGCAGCCAUGUUCACCUGGGCCGAGCUGGAGAUGCUCAAUGCUGGAGCCUGGUUCCUGCAGAGGGAUCCAUUUGGCACAGCAUCAUCUUUGGACCCAGAUGAUCGAGCCCAGGUGGAGAACCAGACAGUGCCCACACUGAAAGAGUUUUUGGACUUAGCUGCACAGCACAGGAGUUUGGUGAUCUUUGACCUCCGUCGGCCACCUCCAGGUCACCCAUACCGGAACACAUGGAUCACCCGAACCCUGGAGGUCAUCCAUAACGAAUCCGUUAUCAACUCUAGCCAGGUGCUGUGGCUUCCAGCAGAUCAGAGGGACCUGGUGCAGGAGCUGGACCCAGAGCUGCAGCAGACUUCCGGGAGCCGAGCAUCCAUCGAGGAGCUGCAGGAGAACAACAUCGUCCGCCUCAAUCUGCACUACAGCUCUAUGUCCCAGGAGCAGAUCAAUAAAUAUGCCUCUGUGAACAUCAGCACUAACCUGUAUGUGAUCAGUCAGCCGUGGCUGUUCUCUCUGGCCUGGUGUGCUGGAGUUCAUUCAGUCACCACCAAUGCACCGCACCUCCUCAAGGUCCUCCACAAGCCCAUAUUCCUCAUGACCCCACACGAGUACAGUCUGAUGUGGAUUCUAACAGACGUUGUGUCUGCCAUCCUCAUCACAGCUAUUUUCAUAUUCCACUGGUGGCGAGAACGAGGCUUGCCAUUCUGGUCAGACAGCAAGCAAGUGCACGAGAAUGGCCUGUACAGCAAAUUUAGAACUGAAAUGAGUGACGUGUGGUCCAUCUCCAGUCUCAGUGUGCGAGGGGAGGUACGGAGUGGGCCCACCACGCCAAACCUGCCCACCAUCACAGAAGAACCGAGAGAAACGAGCGUUGAGAGAAAGGACUGUUUCUCUGUUUCGACUCCAUAAAGCGAUCCGUCUGUCCAUCGCUGACGCCUGGGAGCUAUAUUGCCAGAACAUUUUCUUUUGAGAUUCAGACUAAGAUUUGAACCACUACUUCAUAGAGAACCAGCUGCGUAUGAAGUAACCAGCAUCUUCUCACUAAAACACAACAACAACAAAAAACGCCAGGAUUCAUGAAAUAUUUAUCAUAUGCUCCUUAUUUAGUUCUGAAGGUAUGAUCAGUCUGUGCCAUUAUGAACACCUCUGGAAAUGUACGGAUUCUCAUAUUUGACAAGAAAUGCUCUUUCAGUGCUCAAUCAGUCAUCAGCAGAUGGAAAAAAUAGAAAAACUUAAAGCACUUUGUGUGAUAAGGCUAAACAUAAAAGCGUAUAAAUAUAAAACUUUUUUUGCUACAUUAGAAUUGUAAUGCUAAUGUAUUAUAGCUUAUCAAUGAAUGUAUCUUAUCAACAACUUGAAUAUAAGCAUGACUGCAAAAUCACCACUGAGCUUCUGCUGCUUCUGCAGCACUGUCCAAGUGGCCAAGAGAUAAAAUUACAAACCAGUAUAAGUAUUUAAUCAACGUUCAAUAGUCGAUACCUAACAGCUGUCAGUCAGGCAACAUCGAAGUACCAGAAUGAAUCUUCCAGACUUUUCUGAAGCCUUCAGAGACAAUCAGCGCUAACACUUACAGACUGAGGCUGUUUUCACAAGGAUAUUUUGGCUUAAAAUAUGUGAUAUUAUAUGCCACUGAAAUGUUGUAAACUCAUUCAAACAUGGAGGCUUAAAAAUGUAAAUUCCCAUGUAUACUUAAUGAGAGAGGGAAAAAAAUAGCACACAACACAUCCAAGAAACAUGCACAGAAACACGCUUAAAAGCUUCACUGCAGCUAUGGACAGAAUAGUUAUUCAUCAUUUACUAGAUUUUCAGA
Molecule: messenger RNA, 4230 nt
Organism: Ictalurus furcatus (blue catfish)
Lineage: Eukaryota; Metazoa; Chordata; Actinopteri; Siluriformes; Ictaluridae
Gene: gdpd4a
Product: glycerophosphodiester phosphodiesterase domain containing 4a
Exons: 16
Coding region: 1473-3329 (618 amino acids)
Biological process (GO): lipid metabolic process
Cellular component (GO): membrane
Molecular function (GO): glycerophosphodiester phosphodiesterase activity
Source: RefSeq, a predicted model, not a curated record